AUGGGUUUCCGCGACCUCUAUGCCUACAACCUGGCUCUCCUUGCAAAGCAAGGUUGGAGAUUUAUCCACAAUUCUGAUUCUUUGGCUGGGAUGCUCUUCAAGGCUAAAUUCUUCCCUACUACCUCGUUAUGGGAUGCAGUGGCUGGUCUUGGUGCCUCCCAAUGUUGGCGUAGCAUCAUUAAUGCACGGUCUAUGCUUGUUGGUGGUUCCAAAUGGCUGGGGGGCAAUGGUGGCUCCAUCAGUGUCUGGAGGGAUCGAUGGCUCCCCAGACCUAACACUUUUAAGGACUUGAUCGAUGUUGUCAAUAGGCUAUGGAAAUCCGAUAGUUUAGCCUUGUUAUUCUCUCAUGAGGACCAACUUGUUAUCAAGUCUAUCUCGUUGAGUCUCAGAUUUCCUACUAACCGUCUUAUCUGGCAUUAUAAUGCUAAAGGGUCUUUUACUAUCAAGAGUGCUUACCAUGUGGCUUACUCUUCCCUCCAGGAUCACUGUUUGACUGCUUUAACUUAUGUUGGUGGUUCCAACGGCUACAGUAACCUUUGGUCUACCUUGUGGAGGGAAAAUGUUCCAAACAAAGUUAAAAUUUGCGUGUGGCGUGCUACCUCAAAUAUUUUGGCCGCCUGCUCUAACCUUGUUCGGCGGGGUGUUCAGAUUGAUCAGUCAUGUUUUCUUUGUAAUACUCCUGCAGAAACUACUCUUUAUACACUGCGGGACUGCCCUUUUUUUGAACACGGUGUGGUUUGCUUCUAG
Prunus armeniaca (apricot) is the source of this 747-nucleotide messenger RNA. The record is from the annotation of a GenBank genome assembly. Lineage: Eukaryota; Viridiplantae; Streptophyta; Magnoliopsida; Rosales; Rosaceae.